AUGGACCUGCAUAACCCUGACGGCAUCAUUUUACCAAUUGAUCUGGUCUCUCUGAAAUCAGGGAUGCACUCUGGAGAUUACCAGCUCACUGAAAUUGUCAGUUUCGGACUGUGGAAAGUGGUGGCAAGGUUUCACAACAAACCACAGCUGACUUACUCUGCAGAAUUUGAGGUCAAAGAAUAUGUGCUGCCCAGUUUUGAGGUUAAACUGACGAUUGACAAUCCCUUCUUCUAUGUGGACAGUCGACAACUAAUUGUUGAUAUCAAAGCUACGUAUCUUUUUGAUGUAAACGUAGAUGGGAUGGCCUACGGGGUAUUUGGGAUUAUGCAUGGGGGUCAUAAAACGAGCUUGCCCAGCUCCCUUCAGAGAGUGCCGGUUAGUAGUGAAAUGGUGGAGGCAGAGUUGAGAGGUAUCAAGAUUGUCCAAUCACCUUAUACCAUCUACUUCAAGAGAACGCCCAAAUACUUCAAACCAGGGAUGUCCUUUGAUGUUGCGGUAAAGUGCACAUAUGAGUUUAGAAUAACAGUAGGGUUCCUUCACAGUCCUCCACACAGGACUAUAUCAAAUACAUUUUUAAUAACCAAUAAAAGACUGGGCUUUCUUUUUAUUGAUGUGGUAGUCUUUCAUGUGAUAUCGAGUCAAUAUGAGGACCAACUGCAACGUGACUGUUGUUUGGAUGGCAUGAGGGAAACCCCCGUUCCAUAUACUUGUGAGAGGCGCAGCGAGUACAUCAAUGAUGGUGCAGCCUGUGUCGAGGCCUUCCUGCACUGCUGCAAGGAGAUAGAAAGCCAGCGAGCUGAGAGGAAGGAGGAUAGCCUGCGACUGGCUCGAAGUGAAGAGGAUGACAGUUACAUGGACAGCAAUGAAAUUGUUUCUCGCACCAAAUUCCCUGAAAGUUGGCUGUGGUCAGAUAUCACGCUGCCCCCUUGCCCUGAUAGUAAACCUAAGUGUGACACCACAUCAGUGACAAAAAGUGUUCCUUUGCAAGACUCAAUCACAACCUGGCAGUUCACUGGCAUCAGUCUGUCAAGAACUCUCGGUAUUUGUGUGGCUGAACCAUUGGAGAUAAUUGUCAGGAAGAACUUCUUCAUUGAUCUCAGAUUGCCCUACUCUGCUGUUCGUGGAGAGCAGCUGGAAAUUAAAGCAGUCAUCCACAACUACAGCCCCAAUAUUUCUACUCGACUGUCCCGUCACAUCUNGGUAUCAGACUCUGUUUGGGUGGAUGCAGAGGACUCCUGCAUGGGCUCAUUAAAACUGGAACCAGCAGAACCCCCGACGACCACAAAGUACUAUAUGCCUCGCAACAUAUUUGUCCUGAAGGUCACUGGAGAUCCAGGAGCCACAGUUGGACUGGUGGCAGUUGACAAAGGCGUCUAUGUCCUAAACAACAAGCCCCGCCUCAACCAAAAAAAGGUGUGGGAGAUGGUAGAGACAUAUGACACAGGGUGUACACCAGGUGGAGGGAAGGAUGGUAUGAGUGUGUUCUACGAUGCUGGGCUGUUGUUUGAGUCCAACACAGCUUCCGGGACUCCCCACAGAGAAGAUUUGAAUUGUUCGGCCCUCAGCAGGAGAAAACGAGCCACGACUAUAAUGGACGUAACAACUAGCUUGGCGAGUCAAUAUGAGGACCAACUGCAACGUGACUGUUGUUUGGAUGGCAUGAGGGAAACCCCCGUUCCAUAUACUUGUGAGAGGCGCAGCGAGUACAUCAAUGAUGGUGCAGCCUGUGUCGAGGCCUUCCUGCACUGCUGCAAGGAGAUAGAAAGCCAGCGAGCUGAGAGGAAGGAGGAUAGCCUGCGACUGGCUCGAAGUGAAGAGGAUGACAGUUACAUGGACAGCAAUGAAAUUGUUUCUCGCACCAAAUUCCCUGAAAGUUGGCUGUGGUCAGAUAUCACGCUGCCCCCUUGCCCUGAUAGUAAACCUAAGUGUGACACCACAUCAGUGACAAAAAGUGUUCCUUUGCAAGACUCAAUCACAACCUGGCAGUUCACUGGCAUCAGUCUGUCAAGAACUCUCGGUAUUUGUGUGGCUGAACCAUUAGAAAUAGUUGUCAAGAAGAACUUCUUCAUUGAUCUCAGAUUGCCCUACUCUGCUGUUCGUGGAGAGCAGCUGGAAAUUAAAGCAGUCAUCCACAACUACAGCCCCGAUAUUUUUACUGUACGUGUGGAUCUGAUUGAGGAGACACACGUGUGCAGUGCUGCUUCUAAGCGUGGAAAAUAUCGCAAGGAGAUUGAAGUUGGGGCCAAAACUACGCAGUCUGUACCCUUCAUUCUUAUUCCCACAAGGGAAGGACAAUACCGCAUUGAGGUUAAAGCAGCUGUGAAAGAUCAAGAUAUCAGUGAUGGAAUUGUGAAGACUCUGCAGGUGGUGCCCGAAGGAUUAUUGGUAAAAUCUCCCCAGAUUCUAACUCUGGAUCCUGUGAAAAAAGGUGCAGGUGAGCUGACAGCUUAUGUUGCCAAGGUGUUUUCCAUUGCCAACAAUCUGGUGGCGGUGCAAAAGGAACAUAUCUGUGAUGCUGUUGAGUUUCUGAUUCACAACGUGCAGCAACCGGGUGGCUUGUUUAGAGAAGUUGCAGCGGGGGAUGUGCGUGGUGUAGACUCAGAUGCCUCCAUGACAGCCUUCUGCCUCAUUGCCAUGCAGGAGUCACGCAUACUAUGUACAGCCACUGUUAAUGGUCUGCAAGGCAGUAUAGAAAAAGCAGCAGCCUAUCUGGAGAAGCGUCUGCCCAGCUUAAUCAACCCAUAUGCUGUUGCCAUAACAUCAUAUGCCCUGGCCAAUGAAAACAAACUGAACCAGGAGAUCCUCUUGAAGUUUGCUUCCCCAGUUGUGUAUUUAUUUUAUCUAGGUUACAACAAUCAGAUUAACAACCGUAAAAAUGAUGGGUCCUUUGCUGCGUAUCCUGAUCACAAAAGCAGCGCAUGGCUGACAGCUUAUGUUGCCAAGGUGUUUUCCAUUGCCAACAAUCUGGUGGCGGUGCAAAAGGAACAUAUCUGUGAUGCUGUUGAGUUUCUGAUUCACAACGUGCAGCAACCUGGUGGCUUGUUUAGAGAAGUUGCAGCGGUAUCUCAUGAAACCAUGAUCGGAGAUGUGCGUGGUGUAGACUCAGAUGCCUCCAUGACAGCCUUCUGCCUCAUUGCCAUGCAGGAGUCACGCAUACUAUGUACAGCCACUGUUAAUGGUCUGCAAGGCAGUAUAGAAAAAGCAGCAGCCUAUCUGGAGAAGCGUCUGCCCAGCUUAAUCAACCCAUAUGCUGUUGCCAUAACAUCAUAUGCCCUGGCCAAUGAAAACAAACUGAACCAGGAGAUCCUCUUGAAGUUUGCUUCCCCAGAUUUGUCCCACUGGCCGACACCUAGGGGACGUGUUUACACAUUAGAGGCCACAGCUUACGCUCUUCUGGCUUUGGUCAAGGCCAAGGCCUACGAAGAAGCCAUACCUAUUGUGAGAUGGUUCAACAAACAGCGGAGAGUGAAGGGAGGCUAUGGAUCAACUCAGGCUACUAUACUCGUGUACCAGGCUGUAGCAGAGUACUGGGCCAGUGCUAAAGAACCAGAGUAUGACCUGAAUGUGGACAUCUUGUUGCCGGGCAGGUCUAGGCCUAUCAAGUACAACCUCAACAGGGAAAACCACUACGGCACCAGAACAUCUAAAAUCAAUGAAAUAAACCGGAACGUGAAAGUGACUGCCACAGGCACAGGAGAAGCAGUGCUAACGAUGGUGUCGCUGUAUUACGCUCUACCGAAAGAAAAGGAGAGUGACUGUCAGAGGUUUAACUUGUCAGUGCAGCUCCUUCCAGAGAGUAUGGCCGAGGAUGAGAGGAUAUAUAGGCUGAAAAUAGCGGUUUUGUUAGCCAAAGGACGUGCCCGCACUAUUGCAAAGUAUUCGGUAAACCCCGCCCAGUCAGAAAGAAGCUCACUCAUAAUCCACCUGGACAAGGUUUCUCACACAAGUCCAGAGGAGAUCAUUUUUAGGAUUCAUCAGAAGAUGAAAGUGGGAGUCUUACAACCAGCUGCUGUGUCUGUCUAUGAGUUUAACCAUGAAAACAGUAACCAAACACAUUGUGUGAAGUUCUACCAUCCAGAGAGGAGAGGUGGUGAGCUACUGCGCAUCUGUAGAAAUGAUGAAUGCACAUGUGCAGAAGAGAACUGUGGUGUACUGAAGAAGGGCAACGUCAGCAAUGUGGAGCGCACAGCUAAGAGCUGUGAGACUAAAGUGAGCAGUAAUAUAGAUUUUGUGUACAAAGUGAGAGUGGAAGAUUUUAUAGAUGGCUUGUCCACGGACAUUUACACAGUGCUGGUACUGGAAGUCAUCAAAGAAGGAAAUGAUGACGUAGGCCCUCUGAAUAAACAGCGCACAUUCCUCAGUUAUCGGCACUGCAGAAAGACUUUAGGUCUGAACAAAGGCAAAACCUACCUUAUCAUGGGUGCAUCCAAAGAUAUUUACACAGAC
Messenger RNA from Epinephelus moara (kelp grouper), 4446 nucleotides. RefSeq names its product complement C3-like. The record is from RefSeq and is a predicted model, not a curated record. Gene Ontology annotation, molecular function: endopeptidase inhibitor activity; protein binding. Gene Ontology annotation, cellular component: extracellular region. The annotation marks the transcript as partial. The transcript has 39 exons. Lineage: Eukaryota; Metazoa; Chordata; Actinopteri; Perciformes; Serranidae.